ACUGUAGUUGAGCACUACAGCAGGAGUUGUAGAAAUGGCAGUCAACAAGUCUGUAGUUCUGUUUGGUUUGGUUUUGGCCUCUCUCCUGCUCGGCUUCCAGGAUGUUGUGUAUGCCAGGGAGCUCACUGAAGCCAAUGACUCUGGAGUGAAGAAUGUGAAGCCUGCAGGAGACCCUGGACUCAAGGAUGAGAAAUGGUUUGGUGGAUACAAGCAUGGUGGUGGAGGGUAUGGAAACAAUCAGCCUGGAUAUGGCGGCGGAAACAACCAGCCUGGGUAUGGUGGUGGAGGAUACAUGCCUGGGUAUGGUGGAGGAUACAAAUACAAGCACCAUGAGCAUGGUGGUGGCUACGGGUCUGGAUAUGGAGGCCCUGGAUGUGGAUGUGGAGGUGGGUAUGGCAGUGGCCCGGCCCCGGGAUAUGGAGGUGGCAAUGGUGGUGGCACUGGUGGAGGAAAUGGCAAUGGUGGUGGGUACGGGGGAGGUGGGGGUUACGGAGGCGGAUCCGGUAGUGGUACUGGCACUGGUACAGCACCAGGAGGUGGAUAUCAUGGUGGUGCAGGACACUAUGGUGCGCGAAACUAAGAAGAACAACUCAUGCUAGUUUAUGUUCAUGUGACUGAACAAUGUAAGCAGUGAGGGAUCUUGUCUCGUGUUAUUUGUGUUAUCAUUUGUAUUAGUUGUUUAUGUCGAACUUGUUGCAUAUGGAGAUGCGAAAAGCAUGCAGACAAACAUGAGCAAACCAUGCUUGCUAGUCCACUAGAAGAGCAGUUUAUUCUAGCAUCUUCCGUCGCCUUGGCACUGCGCUUUUGCUUCCAGUUGCUCAGAAGAAUCAGCUAAGUUCUGCAUGCUGCAUUGAGGUUGAGGCGUUCUUUUUAUAUACAAAACAAUGCAAGGAA
Messenger RNA from Sorghum bicolor (sorghum), 894 nucleotides. Its product is annotated as abscisic acid and environmental stress-inducible protein. Lineage: Eukaryota; Viridiplantae; Streptophyta; Magnoliopsida; Poales; Poaceae. The coding region runs from base 35 to 580 and encodes 181 amino acids. The transcript is spliced from 2 exons. The record is from RefSeq and is a predicted model, not a curated record.